Messenger RNA from Chelmon rostratus (copperband butterflyfish), 2783 nucleotides. RefSeq lists its product as uncharacterized. Gene Ontology annotation, molecular function: 2,4-dienoyl-CoA reductase (NADPH) activity. Gene Ontology annotation, biological process: fatty acid beta-oxidation. The transcript is spliced from 6 exons. Lineage: Eukaryota; Metazoa; Chordata; Actinopteri; Chaetodontiformes; Chaetodontidae. The record is from RefSeq and is a predicted model, not a curated record. Bases 63 to 794 code for a protein of 243 amino acids. Gene Ontology annotation, cellular component: mitochondrion.
CUUCGCGCGUACUCAGGGUGUCAUCCUCCAUCCUUCAGCAGGCCCGUGCAGCUGCAGCCAGCAUGUCAAACUCGGACAGGGUUGUGUUAGCUCUGGGAGGAGCGGGGACAGUGGGCUCUGGGAUAGUUAAAGCGCUGCUGGACAAAGGUUUCAGAGUUGCAGUGAUCUCCAGGGACAGCAGCCGGCUGGAGAGACUCCGAUCAUUCGUCUCUCCUACCACAAAGGAUAACCUUACCACUAUAGUGGGCAAUGUGGGGUCAGAGGAGGGAGCCGAGCAGGCAAAGCAGGCCCUGCUGAAGGCGGUGGGGAAGGUGACCGACGUCGUCUCCUCUCUGGGCUUCAGUUGGUGGCAGGGGGGACCCCCACACACCCAGUCUCUGAAAGACCUACACUGGGUCAUUGAGACAUUACUCUUCAGUACGUUUGUGUCAUGGAAGGCCUUCUUCCCCUUGGUGAGGGACGAUUCCAACUGCACCUACACCUUCAUAACAGGAGGAGCAGGUGAGAAGUUGCUGAUGCCUGGUACAGGCUUCCUGACGGUUGGUGCUGCCAGCACCCUGGCCUUCUGCCAGGUACUACGAGAGGAGUACCCUGAGAUGCCCUGCAAACUCAACCAGGUGAAGAUCAACACAGGUGUAGGCACUCCAGAGCGCAUGGCACCUGGUUACCUGAACCACCUGGACCUGGGUGAGGCUGUUGCCACCCUUGUGGAAAGACGAAACACCUCCCACACCGUCUUCACCGUCAACUGCCCUGCAGACUUAAAAACUGUCCUUCUGGAGAGGAACCUUUAGACUUGGAAAUCCUUCCUCCAGCCCUACCUUGUUGUCACAUGGACACAUCUAUGCUUCUUCUGCUCCUACUGUUACUGAACACUCCAGAAGCACAUUUAUAGUGUCUUUGGUUCAUUUGUUUUCUUCUCCCACAACUCUGAACCCCAUCCAUGCACAAUUUCAUGUGAACCGGCUGUUCAGCUGUUUCAACUAAUACUGUAUAUUCUGCUUCCUGAUUUCAGAUUAUUAGCUACUGUAUUCUCUGCAUGUGCUGUUGUGUGAUAGGUUUGUUAAAAAAAAAACACUGAGGAUUUGUUAUUCUCACUUUCUCAUUGUUGCCUGCGUCUGUACAAAUAUCAUACAGUUAUGUUCUGUCUUCCACAUCAUUGGAAGACAUGAUACCCAAUAUAACACAGCAAUUUGUGGAUCUGCUAAAUAUUAUUGGAAUAAGUCUAAACCUCUUAUGGCCAAACCACCGGACAGAGCAGCUGAAGAUUGAUUGCAGAGGGAGGGAUUUUUGACUGGAUAUAGCCAAGUUAGCUGAGAUCCCCAAUGACACUGUAACAACUGGUCAAAAAAUAGGAGGUUGUGUGGUUGUAGUUUAUCCAAUCCUGUAUCUACAAACCUGGACUUAAAGGUACCCUGUGGAACUAUGAAGUAACACCUUGAUGGAGGGAUGCCUGUUUUGUCCAUAUUAGCACACACAAGAGGACAGACAUGCAACAUUUAUGCUAUUCCACUGAUUGACAGUUCUUGGUGGUAAUUGGCAAAAAUUGUAGCAAUGUGCAAAAUGAGCAAAAAGCGAAGAAGAGGGUUGCCAGCCAGCAAACAUUCUGUAUGUAAAUAAUUCUGUUUUUUAAGACUUUGACAAAAAUUGACUUUGCAAGUGUGUAUUGAAGAGGAAAUGGCAUUGAACCUGUGGUUAGGCCUCAAGGAAGCACUGAACAUGUGUGUAACUCUGCUUACAAGACAACUCCAUAGGGUACCUUUAACGUCUUGAUCUAAAGUUUAAAUGUGCAACAUGGUUGAAGAGUGGAGGCAAUACAGCUCCUGCAUUUUUGAGACACAAGGAAUGUAGCUGUAGGGAAUUUAUAUGUUGAGUCCUUAAAAAGUUGAAGAUGUUGCGGAUGCAUUCUAGACUUGAGACAUUAAGGACCUGACAUAUUAGGAAACAGACAUUCACAACUGUCUCUGUUAGGGACAUUGAAAUGUUGUGGAAAUGAUGCAAGGUAAAAGCAGGGGAAGUGAAUUAAUUUCACGUCUUGUUACCCUUUUGGCUUUCAGUAUGCUUGAAACGAACAAAUUGGUACAUUGUGUCACCCGCCACAACUAAAGAGAAAAAUGUUUAUACCUGAUCUGAAAGGCAGCACUCAAAGGCAGAGCAAAAAGCCUGCCGUCAUAUUCUCCACUAGCUGCAUCCCACUGCCUGCACGACCUUUGUGUUGCUGCACUGGGUUGUGCACAUAAAACGUGACAGUAGCUGAAGAAAGAAUGAAAAAAGAGCUUUAGAGAAAAGUUCAAAUCCUGCAUUAUUUGUCACUCCCGCACACCAUUUCAAACAAUCUGACAAGCACUUUGUUGAAGCAUCCUGCUUUUUUAAGGCAUGGGUAUGCUUGAAAUUAGAAAAGAACAAGUUCAUACAACAUGUCGAAAUAGAUGCGUGAAGAAUUAUAAAAGACAGUUCAGCUCAUCGCACACCUGGCCAACCACUGUGUAAAGUGGCUGUGAUUAAGACUGUCAGUUUGGAGAAGUUAUAAAAAUUGUUGAACGCAGCUCCUAAAAUUAUAAUGUCAGAUAGUUAGACAGUUAGACAAUCCAACAAGCACUUUGCUUGAAGCAUACCUCCCCCUCAUGGAUGGAGACCAUGGCUCUGAAUAGUAAGUCUCAUUGGCAUGGUAUGAUUAUGAAAAUGUCAGACCCUGACUGAUUAUGGCUGAUAUGGAUACAGUUACCCAGCAUGGCUUGGCCCAUUUUUUGCUUACAAAUAAACAAUAAACAAGAUAUGUUCUA